UUCCGAAGGCUGCGAAUUGAGUAGAGCGAAAAGUGAUAAUUUUGCAUUUAUUAAGCCAGAUUUCUCCACCAAAAUGGUUUCGGUACUGAACACGAUCGACACCGGGCACGAGGACAUGAUCCACUGUGCUGACGUCGAUUACUACGGGCUGCGGUUGGCCACCUGUUCGUCAGACAACUCGGUGAAAAUCUUCGACAUCAAAAGCGGUGCCCAAACACUGGCCGCCGAUCUGAAGGGCCACCGUGGCCCGGUCUGGCAAGUGGCGUGGGGCCACCCGCGGUACGGAAACGUGCUGGCCUCGUGCUCGUACGACCGGAAGGUGAUCAUUUGGAAGGAGGCCGGUCCGGGCGAUUGGACCAAGUGGUACGAGUACAGCAAUCACGAUUCGUCCGUCAACUCGGUGGCCUGGGCGCCGGCCGAGUACGGGUUGAUACUGGCCUGCGGUAGUUCCGAUGGCUCCAUCUCCAUACUGACGGCCAACGUGGAAGCGGGCACCUGGGACUGCAAGAAGAUCCCGAACGUGCACACGAUCGGCUGCAACACGGUAAGCUGGUGCCCGGCCACCGUUCCCGAGCCAGCGUUCGAUCAGCGCCCGAACAAAACCAACCUCGCCGUCAAGCGGCUCGUAACGGGCGGGUGUGAUAAUGCGGUGAAAAUCUGGAAAGAGGAAGGCGACCGCUGGGAGGAAGAGAAACGGCUCGAGCUACACUCGGACUGGGUCCGGGACGUGGCGUGGGCCCCGAGCGUCGGUAUGCCGAGACAUCAGAUUGCGAGCUGCUCACAGGACCGCCGGGUGGUGAUUUGGACCAGCGACGACCUGCUCAGCUGGCAGCCCACGGUGCUGCACAACUUUGACGACGUCGUCUGGAACGUCAGCUGGUCGCUUACGGGCAACAUACUGGGAGUGUCGGGCGGCGACAACAAGGUGAGCCUCUGGAAGGAAACCAACGAAGGGCAAUGGAUUUGCAUUAGCGAAGAUACGAACACGGCAUCCGCGGCGGCGGUAGCGUCCGGUCAGCAACCGUCCGGUGGCCAAAACAAUUUCAUACCGGAACAGCGAACGCUAUAGGGUAUCGAACGAACCAUAGCUUAGGGACCGUUGUUUGCUUGUAUUCCAUUAUUACCGUGUAUUGCAUGCU
Messenger RNA from Anopheles bellator, 1139 nucleotides. RefSeq names its product protein SEC13 homolog (gene Sec13). The transcript has a single exon. The record is from RefSeq and is a predicted model, not a curated record. Gene Ontology annotation, cellular component: nuclear pore outer ring; COPII vesicle coat. Gene Ontology annotation, molecular function: protein binding; structural molecule activity. Gene Ontology annotation, biological process: positive regulation of TOR signaling; COPII-coated vesicle budding; protein import into nucleus. Lineage: Eukaryota; Metazoa; Arthropoda; Insecta; Diptera; Culicidae. Bases 74 to 1069 code for a protein of 331 amino acids.